Molecule: messenger RNA, 910 nt
Organism: Zeugodacus cucurbitae (melon fly)
Lineage: Eukaryota; Metazoa; Arthropoda; Insecta; Diptera; Tephritidae
Exons: 5
Coding region: 15-803 (262 amino acids)
Source: RefSeq, a predicted model, not a curated record
CUUUUCGGUUUAUAAUGAAUAAAAAAACCUUUUCAAAUCUCUUAAGCAAAGAAAAAUCGAAAUUUGAAGCUUCGGUGGCAAAAUUUCGAAAACUGAAUGAAUCAGUUCGAGAAGUUUCAAAUGAGGCGUUCGAUAUGUACGAUUUAGGAAAUAGUGAUCAUAUACCCAAUGUAAGCAGAGUAAGUUCGUCGACGUCUGGUGGUCAGGCAGAAAUAAUUCAGAAGCUGGAUGCGAUAGAAACCCGACAAAAAGUAAUAUUGAAAUUUUUAAGAAGUGUUGACGGCCGACUCAUUGGCGUUGAAAAAUCAUUAAAAGAUAAUAUGCCAGACAAAGCGGAAGUACAAGCGCAAAGUAAAUUGCUGCGCGAAUGUCACGUUAUAGUGUCAAAAACGCAACGUUCACUUAACCGUAUUACUGGUGAAUUGGAGGACGAAGAAUAUACAGAACUCUCUGCGGAACUACCCAUGACAUCGGAGGUGGAUGUGCGCUUUAUUGAAGAAAAACUUCUAAAAAAAGAAAGCACGGAGACUAUGAUGCGGAUAAUGUUGAACGCUAAAGGCUCCAAAGGCAAUGUUGACGGCGUACUGCGAAUGCUGUUUUCAGAUGAACUAAUGUACCACUACAAUCUAGAGGGGCGAAAAAACAAAAAACCAUUGUUGAAGCUUAAAUCCGUAGGGUUAAUUUUUGAUAUCUUUGCGGACAUGGAUAAAAAUGCCAUUUGCGAGGACUUACGACGAUAUGUGGUCUUAAGCCACAAUAGGUUAAAGCAAAAAAAACAUAAACUUAAAGCUGCGUUAGAAUGAAAACCAUGUAGUUCUAUUAUUAAUUAAGUAUAUAUUAACGUUUUUAAUUUGUUGUUUUAUACUUUCGUAAUAUAUUACACAGAAUAAAUCGUUUUUUUUUCACAUAA